Molecule: messenger RNA, 1183 nt
Organism: Gambusia affinis (western mosquitofish)
Lineage: Eukaryota; Metazoa; Chordata; Actinopteri; Cyprinodontiformes; Poeciliidae
Product: achaete-scute homolog 4
Exons: 2
Coding region: 162-668 (168 amino acids)
Biological process (GO): regulation of transcription by RNA polymerase II; developmental process
Molecular function (GO): protein dimerization activity; DNA-binding transcription factor activity, RNA polymerase II-specific; RNA polymerase II transcription regulatory region sequence-specific DNA binding
Source: RefSeq, a predicted model, not a curated record
CUUCGCCACAGAUCAUACCCCUAUAAGUUAAGCGCCUCAAAGCUCUCCAGCAAGAACCAGGCUUUUUCUGUCCCUUCAUCCAUCAGCAGGAAACUUUUCCUGAAAAGCGUUGGACCGAUGAGGAGAAUCUGACGGGAAGUACGUCUAAUAAUAAGUUGUUAAUGGAGAAUAGAUUUGUGCCUCCGCUGGCUCUCCGCGGGAUCUCCGUGAACAGCGGCUCCGCGUGCCACAAGGAUGCGCUCCGGCUGGGGAUGCCCUUCCACAUCGACACCGCCUACUUCGACCAGGGGUUCCCGUGCGGGCGUUUGCCCUGCUUCCCCUUCCCCGCUCCCUUCGGCGUGUGCGAGUACUCCUUCGAGCCCGCGUUCAUCCAGAAGCGGAACGAGCGCGAGCGGCACCGGGUGCGCUGCGUCAACGAGGGGUACGCGCGCCUCAGAGAACACCUGCCGCAGGAGUUUGAGGACAAGCGGCUCAGUAAAGUGGAGACGCUGCGAGCGGCCAUUGACUACAUCAAGCACCUGCAGGGCCUGCUGGACGUGGACGUCUCCCGGAUGGAUUUGUCGUUCAAAGAGGCGCGCGACUGCGAGGCUCUGCUGCGGAGGACAGAGUGCGGAAGUGACGGAGAGUCCAAAGCUAGCAUGAGCGACAGCGGGGACAAUGUUUACUGAAGACUUCCAUAAACUAAAAUACAGUUUAGGUAAAGAGAUAUGAAAAAAGAAAAAAAAAAGUGUUUAAAAAUGCCUUAUCUGACAAAAAAGGGGGAAAAUAAACCUCCUCAAAACUGAAUGCAUUUAUUCACUUGAGAAAAAUAAAAUAGGUUUUAACAAUAUCGCUCAAGAUGUGCAGCACGUCCAGCAUGACAGAUCCUUCACCUUAUUUUGUGCUGAGCAUGAAUUUAAUUAUAUGGCAUGUAUAAUAAUGGGAAAAUACUCUGUGAGAUUUUAUCGCAGCAGUAGUUGUGUUUUUCUUGUUUUACAAAGUAAAUAAAUGUAUCAAAAUUUAAAUUUAGUUUUAGAAAAAUCUUAUGCAACUGGAAUUUAUAUGCACAACUGUCCACUGAACUUCUCUAAAUUUAGUCUAAACUCUGUUUAAAGUGAAACGUUUCUUUAUUUACUUAGGCUGUCACAUUACCAGGGAAUGUCUGGUAGAGUUACAAAAAAUAAAAACCAUUUUUGUGACCUGA